Messenger RNA from Periophthalmus magnuspinnatus, 1325 nucleotides. Its product is annotated as magnesium transporter protein 1. Bases 67 to 1053 code for a protein of 328 amino acids. NCBI's taxonomy places the organism in Eukaryota, Metazoa, Chordata, Actinopteri, Gobiiformes, Gobiidae. Gene Ontology annotation, cellular component: oligosaccharyltransferase complex. The record is from RefSeq and is a predicted model, not a curated record. The transcript is spliced from 10 exons.
GGUGCGAGCGGUGCUUCAGUACGCGGAGAACAGAGGCGCAAAGGAACAUAAGUUCCUCAAGUGGAAAUGUUGUCCAAACUUUUGCUAACUCUGUGUGUGUGCGCACUCCUGCACAGCCCAACUGCUGAUGGACAGAAGAAAAAAGAGGCAUUGAUGUCAGAGAAGGUGGCACAGCUCAUGGAGUGGACCUCCAAGCGCUCAGUCAUCAAGAUGAAUGGGGACAAGUUUCGGCGCUUUGUCAAAGCUCCUCCUCGGAAUUACUCUGUGGUGAUCAUGUUCACGGCCCUGCAGCCUCAGAGGCAGUGUGGUGUAUGCAGACAAGCUGAUGAAGAGUUUCAGGUGCUGGCUAAUUCCUGGCGUUAUUCCUCAGCCUUCACCAACAAAGUCUUUUUUGCUUCAGUGGAUUUUGAUGAAGGAUCGGAUGUCUUCCAAAUGCUGAACAUGAAUUCGGCCCCAACUUUUCUGCACUUCCCGGCUAAAGGAAGACCACGGCGAGCAGACACGUACGAGCUCCAGGUGCGGGGGUUUGCAGCGGAACAGUUGGCGCGCUGGGUUGCAGACAGGACUGAUGUUAUGAUCCGUGUGAUCCGGCCUCCAAACUAUGCAGGGCCGUUGCUCUUAGGUUUGCUCCUGGCUGUGAUUGGAGGACUGGCUUAUCUGCGCAGACAUAACCUGGAGUUCCUCUUCAACAAGAACGUGUGGGCUUUCUCUGCGCUGUGCUUUGUUUUGAUCAUGACUUCAGGGCAGAUGUGGAACCACAUCCGGGGACCGCCAUAUGCUCACAAGAACCCCAGCACCGGGCAGAUUAGUUACAUCCACGGCAGCAGCCAAGCCCAGUUUGUGGCUGAAACACACAUCGUGCUCCUGUUCAACGCGGCUGUGACUCUGGGGAUGGUGUUGCUUUGUGAAGCCGCCACAUCACCUUUGGACAUCGGCAAAAGGAAAAUCAUGUGUGUGGCAGGUAUCGGGCUGGUGGUGUUGUUUUUCAGCUGGCUCCUGUCUAUAUUUCGAGCCAAGUACCAUGGUUAUCCAUACAGCUUUCUGAUGGGAUAACAGUGCCAACAGCUGAUGCCAGUCAGUGCCUUUGACCUCAAGUUCCUGAUUGAAGCCAUAGCAAAUGUAUGCAAAACAGAAUAAUACAUGUCCAUGAGAGGAACCUCCACAAUCCACUCCCACAUCAUUUAUUUUACUCAAGUGCCUUUUCCAAAUAGAAUUCUAAGACAAUAAGAUUACAUUUUAUGUAUUUGUAUGGUUUUAGGCUGCAUACAUGUUCUUCUUAAAUGUGUUCUUGUGAAAAUCUUUUAUUAAACACAGUUUUGAAAUGU